Cuculus canorus (common cuckoo) is the source of this 621-nucleotide messenger RNA. RefSeq names its product protein FAM219A-like. The transcript is spliced from 5 exons. NCBI's taxonomy places the organism in Eukaryota, Metazoa, Chordata, Aves, Cuculiformes, Cuculidae. The record is from RefSeq and is a predicted model, not a curated record.
AUGGAUUGGGAUCAAGGGCAGAUGGAUGGACGAGACUCUUACUGGACAUCGGCCACUGAAGAAGAGGGCUUGACCCUUGUGUUCCCUCAGCUUUAUACCAAGUAUGACAUAUAUGAAAUAGAAUACACUGUUGAUCCCUCUGCAGGGCCUCUUUGCCCUCAAGAAUGUCAGCAGCUCACCCCAACAGCAAACUUGGUUAGGAAACCUUCGCGUCCUGCAUCCAGGUCAUUUAUGAAGACGUUAAAGAAUACUGGUCCCAAGAUGGAUCCCUGCGGAACCCCACUAGUGACUGGUCGCCAGCCCGAUACAACAUUUAAUUAUUUCAGGCUCGUCGUUCCCAAUAAGGGCUAUUCAUUGUUAGAUCAGAGUCCAGAUGAAAAGUCACUGGUAGCCCUGGAUACGGACAGUGAUGAUGACUUUGACAUGUCCAGAUAUUCUUCCUCAGGAUAAUCAUCAGUUGAGCAGAUCAACCAAGACUUGAACAUCCAGCUGCUAAAGGAUGGGUACCGGUUAGAUGAGAUCCCAGAUGAUGAGGACCUUGACUUAAUCCCCCCUAAAUCGGUCAACUCUACCUGCAUGUGUUGCCAAGCCACCUCCUCUACCACCUGUCACAUUCAGUAG